AUGUCCGCUGUCGCUGAAGGAGAAGAAGAAAGCCUACGAACGCCCCUCGAGCUCGUUAUCAAAACCCUCACAACCCAUAUCUUCGCCCUAGCAAGCUAUGCCUACCUCUCCGCACUCUCGCGGCGACCAAACCGCUCGCACCUCCAAGCCCUCCGCCUCCUCUUCUUCCUCUUCGUCCCAACCCUCCCGGUGAUCGAAUUCGCCAUCUCCGCCAUCCGCUCCAUCAUCCAAUUCUGCCGCAACUAUGAAGACUCGGACGAAACGCACUUCCGAUUCUACCUCUCCGCCGCGCUCGGCCAGCACGCACACCUGAAAAUCGACAAAGAAGGCGAGGAGAAGAACAACGAGAGCGUCCACCUCCUCAACAUCGGCAACGGCUUCGCGGAGAAGACCUACAUCCCCUUCGACUGGGUCUGGGCAGGGAAGUUCCUGGCAGCGCUCUUCGCAGUCACGCAGGCCGUCGGCACCAUCGUCAUGUGGGUGCGGAGAAUGCAGAGCCACGAUGGCGACGCAUUGUCGUUUGACCACCGGAACGGCGCCAUGGGGAUCGCAAGCGCGGCGUGCGGUGUCGUUAGCAUCCUGACGCUCAUCCUCCGUCUGCGAUGGACGGUCAGCAAGUCCUUCGAAGCGAAGGAGGGGAAACAUAGUCACUGGCUCGGGAUGACGCAGUCGAGCCAGUUCAUCGUCGAGAUGCUGCUGUCCAUGCUGCUGCAUCUCAUCAUCGCUAUGAUAGCGGACAGCGACAACCGUUGGUUGUACACUUCCGUCGGGGCGGUCACUUUCCUCGUAACGUCCGGGAGGGGCGCGAGUAGGAUUUUCUUUCAGGUUUUGCAGAGCUUGUUGUUGCUGAUUUUCAUCUACGUCUUCCGCCAUGAGAUCUUGCGGAGGUUGGGCUUCAGCUCGGAGAGGUCUGUACGGGUGUUCGGAGGGCGGCAGAUGAAGAGAGUGAAGGCGUUAUUGGUAUUGUUGUUGGUGCUUUGGAUUAUCACGGACCUUAUAAGGUUGUUCGUCAUAGAUAUCAUUCAGGUGGUGAGGGAGUCGAAAGACGGUUGGAGGGGGUAUUGGUGGCAGGACCCGCUGAGCGAUAGUCUGAUCGUCAUAUAG
Molecule: messenger RNA, 1104 nt
Organism: Aaosphaeria arxii CBS 175.79
Lineage: Eukaryota; Fungi; Ascomycota; Dothideomycetes; Pleosporales
Exons: 1
Coding region: 1-1104 (367 amino acids)
Source: RefSeq, a predicted model, not a curated record